Papilio xuthus (Asian swallowtail) is the source of this 1082-nucleotide messenger RNA. RefSeq names its product alpha/beta hydrolase domain-containing protein 11-like. NCBI's taxonomy places the organism in Eukaryota, Metazoa, Arthropoda, Insecta, Lepidoptera, Papilionidae. Gene Ontology annotation, molecular function: carboxylic ester hydrolase activity. The coding region runs from base 53 to 970 and encodes 305 amino acids. Gene Ontology annotation, cellular component: mitochondrion. The transcript has 3 exons. The record is from RefSeq and is a predicted model, not a curated record. Gene Ontology annotation, biological process: lipid metabolic process.
GUCAAAAAAUGUACGAAUCAGCGUAUAAUUUGAAAUAUUUUUUAUCAAAAUUAUGUUGCGCAUUGUAAGAUCUUGUAAAAUAUAUCAAAAUGUGAAUUGGCUCGAUGAAAAUAUAUUUAAAUGUUCAUAUAAAUGUGUCAGAUAUGCUGUGAAUUUAUCGUACAAAGUACUACAACAGAUUAUAGGUACUCCGAGCGACAUAGCGCCACCUCUAUGCAUAUUACACGAUUUGUUAAGUAACAAAAAGCAAUGGAAUAGCAUCGGAAAGACAAUAAACAAUUUAACAAAGCGGCCAGUGGUCAUUGUCGAUCUCAGAAAUCACGGCAUGAGUCCACACACAAGCUCCCAUAAGUACGAAGAAAUGGCGAUCGAUGUUCAAAAUUUAUUAAAGAAAUUAUCAGUAGACAAAGCUUUUUUCCUUGGACAUGGAAUCGGUGGAAAAACGGCAAUGUGUAUUGCAUUAUUGGCGCCGAAAGUGGUAGCGGGUGUUAUGAUAAUCGAUGUAUCACCAGCUUCAUCACCUAAACAAUUUGACGAGCUAUAUUCAGAUAUAUUUACAAUAAUGAAGAAAAUAACUUUCAAAAAUGAGACGAAACUGGAAGCGACACAAGCUAGAAUAAGAAAAGAACUAAAAGAGAGUUUACAUGAUGACAUCGUUAUGGAUUUAAUAAUAUCCAAUGUUGUCCUAAAAUCUGAUUUAACUAUAGGCUGGACGUGCAAUCUUGAUGUUUUAAUUAGAAAUUUUAAUAAUAUGACCUCCUUCCCGAAAAGGUUAAAAGGAAACACAUAUCAUGGACCGACUUUAUUUAUUGGUGGCCAGUUAUCGGAAUAUUUGCCACCGGACGAUUUGCCAACAAUUCGCGAUUUUUUUCCUGAAGCGGUUAUUACGUAUUUGAGAAGCACAAAUCACAAUUUACACUUAGAAGACACAAGAGGUUUUCUUGAAAUAAUUAUUCCCCGCCUUAAAUAAUUGCAACACUGAUAAUGUGGCCAGUAUGAACUACUCUCAACAAGUUUGAGUGGGAUUUUUGAUGUAAAAUAUUAUUUUACCUAUAUAUUUUAUAAUAUUAAAUGAAUAUAUA